AAAGUCACCCAACACUUGGGGGAUCCAUGAAAGAUCCUAAGAUUGCAUAAGGAUCAAUCAUCCUCCAUCGCGGAUCCCAAGGUUACCCAUACUCUUGAUCUCCACCAUUUAUAGGGAAAUAGAUCCGAGGGCUAGGGAGCAUUGACUUUCCCUAUAAAUACUCCAAGGCUUGAAACCACUUCUCUACACAAAGACUUGCUUAGCCUAGUGGUAUUCCCUUUAAGCCUCUUCCAAGAGCUCCAAGGUUCUAUUCUCAAUAGAAGCAUUUUUGAGGUACCCCUUCUUUUAUUUCCAUUCUCCUUUCUUUUUUUUUUCUUUGUUUUGUUUUAAUAAUUUUUUUUUCUUUAGCUUCGUGGUGACGCUGGGCAUUACCUCGCUCCUACGGUCUUGCUCCUGCUCCUUCGUAAGUCUGUCCUUGCGUCCCCUCAGCUUCGUAUUCCCACAGGUAUGUCUCCUUCAUCUCUUCUCCCUUUUGUUUUGCAUUGAUUAUACGAGGGUAGAAUUGAUGGUCGCAUGACACUCAACCUUCAGAGUUUAGCAUUUUCUUCGCAUAGCCUUUCCAGUACUCAUACACCGGCCCUUUUCUUAUACCCUCACACUCGUGUUGUAGAUAUUGAGUCGCCCUUAUGCCUACACGCCCUCUAGUCUUAGCUUGUCCAUGGCGUCUAGGCGAUGUCCCGAAGGUCCGUCUAAUGUUGAAUUUAUUGAGUUGUCCUCCUCCGACUCGGAGGUCGACGCAUGCAAACCCUCUAACCGCGGGGGUGUGCGGGCGCUCUAUCUCAGGAGACUAUCUUACCUUAGACAUAAGGCGUACUGUCUAGAGAGGGAGCUAGAAUCCCAUCCCGGGGACGCAGGUUCUGAUCUCUUCCCCCGGCAAGCGACAUACAUUUCCCAGCUACAAUCCACCCUCCGGGAUUGCCUUUCCGAAAUUGCUUGCCUAGAAGAAAACUUGCCCCCUGAGCCUUUUUCCUUUUGUCGUGACGAGUCUCCCGAUUACGUGGAUUCCUCCUUUGAAGGCGGUAGACAUAAAUUGGUUGAGCCGGAGUUCCUUUCCAUUGUGUCGCCCGUGUUCCCUCUCCUAUCCCCUGUCCUGCGCCCUAGGGUCAAGCAAAGAGCUGGUAGACAUAGGACAUGUGGGGGAUCUUCUAGGACCCUAAGAAAGUCUGUUGCUCAUAAACUGCCUUACUUUUUCCAGGUACCCGAGAUGCCGAAGAGAGUCUUGGACACUUCUGAUGAAGUUGGAAGGUCUACCGUUACCCUGAAGAAAUUGGGCAACAUGCUGAAAGCCCAUAAGUUACCCUUGAACCUCAAGUUCGUUAUACCAGAGCGCAAGGAACGCGCGUCUGCACCGCAAAAGGGGUUCAUGGCAUUUAGUGAUGCCAUAAUCCGAUCUGGUGGAGCUCUGCCACUACACUCUUUCUUCAUCAAAGUGCUGGACUACUUUGAAUUGGCGCCACUACAAUUGUCCCCCAACUCCUGGGUGAUGCUCAGCUGUUUGUAUGUGUUGUACCAUCAGGUGUACUCUAGGGGGCCUUCCACAAGUGAGGUUCAUUACUUCUUCACCCUGAGGGAGAAUACAUCAGCCCCCGGGUUCUACCAACUCCAGAAAGUCGCGGCCCUUAAAGGGAGUUCCCUCUUGGAGGGAUCUAUUUCCAAUAGGGGGGCGUGGAAGUCAGACUACUUCUAUACUUACAGUGGGCAGACCCGAUAUUCUAGCUUCAACACCCCACGUCUCUUGGGGGUCGUUGGUCCCAACUUGAAACGGGCGGCUCAUGACCGGGUAAUACAAAUCCUGGCUAUGCCGAAGGCAUGCAAACAAGCCAGCGCCCUUUUCACAGAGAGCAAUCUCCACUUGUGCGGGCUACUGACCCCGGACCAGAAAGUUACCUUAUGCUCCAUCUCCCCUGAAUCUGAGGAUCCGCGCCCCGCGUCACCCGACUCUGUUGAUUUACCCCCAGCGGCGCCCGUACUUGAGAGUCCGUGGGUAUAUGGUCAUGAUGAAAGGAAUUAUGAUGAAGCAGACGAUAGGGACUAUGUCUACUCCCCGGGUGACCAUAUGGACGUUGAGGAGACUGUGGUGUCUGAGAACUACUCCUGCAUGUACUCUGUUGCUGGCAGGGCUAAGGGCAUAGCUGAUGACGGUCACAUUGGCGGUGCUACCUCUCGGAUGUCGCCUUUAACACCUGGCGGCGAGUUUGCCUUCGAUGCCCCUGCCCCUUGCCCCUCUGUGCCUAGAAGGAAUUUUGUCAUUCCUUCUUUUGAUGGGGUUCCUUCACCCCCGAGUGGGCCUCCAAGGUGGGCCUCCACAGGCGUCUCUUUACCCCAGGAAGCGACUCCACACUCUUCUGCCCCCCGCACUACUGCAGAUGGGUCGGGGCCUUCCCGGUCCCCCUCCUUGCCAAAGCGGGCCUCGGCAGGUACUCACGCCUCUCCCGGCCCAGCUCAUGUUUCUAUUCCUAGAGAUCAUCCUCUGGCGAGCCAAUAUGGGGGAGCCAUGAGCCAUCACUUAGGAAACUUUCCCAAAGGUGAAUGGGGGACGCUGCACGAUGUCCCUGAGGCUCAGCUAGAGAGCGCCUACAUGCGAGCCUCCCUGCAGGUAAUUGUCGCGAUACUUGGUUUAUUCAUUUGUGCUGGCCAUAUAUAUACUUUUUAUAUUUUUUCUGGCAUAUCGUCUAACCCUUGAGGCUUUGCUUUAUAUUCUCUCCCCCACACAGGCUUCCAUUUUGAGCCAUCGACUGCUUG
Molecule: messenger RNA, 2742 nt
Organism: Humulus lupulus (European hop)
Lineage: Eukaryota; Viridiplantae; Streptophyta; Magnoliopsida; Rosales; Cannabaceae
Exons: 2
Coding region: 659-2683 (674 amino acids)
Source: RefSeq, a predicted model, not a curated record